Molecule: messenger RNA, 1074 nt
Organism: Paraphaeosphaeria sporulosa
Lineage: Eukaryota; Fungi; Ascomycota; Dothideomycetes; Pleosporales; Didymosphaeriaceae
Exons: 1
Coding region: 1-1074 (357 amino acids)
Biological process (GO): double-strand break repair
Cellular component (GO): cytoplasm; PML body
Molecular function (GO): single-stranded DNA binding; 5'-tyrosyl-DNA phosphodiesterase activity
Source: RefSeq, a predicted model, not a curated record
AUGAGUGUCUCGAAGACUGCUCCGAAAGCCAUUCUAAAAGCUCUUCAGGAAGCACUGACUUCCGGACCCGCCCAACAGAUCGGGGAUGCAGGAUACUACAAGCCACGACCACAGCUAUUUCACCACUAUAAUGGCUCAACGUGGGUCUCAUACUCGCCACAGAACUACCCGAAUGGUGCAGAACUCCCCACGAAGAACCUGCGCAUAAUGUCAUGGAACAUCGACAUGCUUAUCGGAUUCGCGGAAGAACGCAUGAGCGCCGCUCUCGCACACUUGUCCAAUUUAGUCGCAAGCACGAAUAAAGAGGUACCUGUAGUCAUAUUCUUGCAAGAGAUGAGCCAGUCAGACAUGCAACAGAUCCGCAACGCACCGUUCAUACAAAACUACUUUUACAUAACAGACCUCGACGAACGGAACUGGCUAAGCCCAUUGUACGGCACAAAUACGCUCAUAGACCGGCGUUUAACAAUCAAAAACGUUUUCCGCGUCCCUUGGAUUAGCAAGUUUGGCCGCGACGGGCUGUUCGUGGACCUCACGCUUUCCGAUCAAGGCAAAGGAAGGGUGCUAAGACUAUGCAAUACCCAUCUCGAAUCGCUCGUAGCGGACCCUCCGGUCAGACCGCUGCAGCUUCAGGCCGCUGCGCCAUAUCUUCAUGACUCUUCUGUUGCCGCGGGGCUACUAGCUGGUGACCUAAACGCUAUUCAACCUUUUGAUCGUGCAUUACAUUCCGACAACGAUCUCAAAGACGCUUAUCUUGAGCUUGGGGGCCAGGAGGACAGCGACGACGGAUACACGUGGGGCUACCAGGUGCCACAAGCGCUGCGCGAAAAGUUUGGAUGUAGCCGCAUGGAUAAGAUACUUUUCUCGGGAGCAUUGAGGCCGCAGAAGUUCGAGCGCAUAGGUAUGGGCGUCAAGGUGGCGGAGGAAAAGAGGCAAGAGAUGAGGGCGGCCGGGGAAGAAGAGUGGGUAACCGACCAUUAUGGCGUUAUGGCCGACUUCCACCUGAAUGACGAGAGUGUCUUGGCCAUGACCGAGAAGCGUGAGGAUGAGUCGCCACUAUCGAAGCUGAGUUGA